GUAACUCCUCAUUUCGGAGAAAAAAACCUGAUCUCUCUCUCUCUCUCUCUCUCUCUCUCUCUCUCUCUGUGAUUUCAGGAAAAUGGCUGAGGCCAGUAUUUCAGUAGCUCAGGACCAGUUCAGGUGUCCAGUGUGUCUGGAUCUCUUGAAGGAUGCGGUGACUAUCCCCUGUGGUCACAGUUUCUGUAAGGUGUGUAUUAAUGGCUGCUGGGAUCAGGAGGAUCAGAAGGGCGUCUACAGCUGUCCUCAGUGCAGAGACACUUUCACGACAAGGCCUGUUCUACGCAGAAACAACAUGCUGGAUGAAGUGGUAGAGAAACUGAAGAAGACUGAAGUCCAAGCCGCUUCUCCUGCUCACUGUUACGCUGGACCUGGAGAUGUGGAGUGUGAUUUCUGCACCGGGAGAAAACACAAAGCCGUCAAGUCCUGUCUGAUGUGUUUGGCUUCAUUUUGUGAAAUUCAUCUGAAACCUCAUCUUGAAGACCCUACUUUGAAAAAACACACUUUAAUUGGAGCCUCAGCAAAACUCCAAGAGAAGAUCUGCUCUGAACAUAACAAGCUGAUUGAGAUCUACUGUCGCACUGAUCAAACCUUCAUCUGUUAUUUGUGUACGAUGGAAAAUCACAAAGGUCACGACACCGUCACAGCCGCAGCAGAAAGAGCUGAGAAACAGAGUGAGUUAAAGGAGGAGCAGAUGAAAUCCCAGCAGAGAAUCCAGGAGAAGCAGAAGAAGGUGCAGGAGCUGAAACAGGCUGUGAACACUAUAAAGCUCAGUGCACAGAGAGCAGUGGAGGACAGUGAGAGGAUCUUUACUGAGCUGAUCAGCUCCAUGGAGAAAAAGCGCUGGGAGGUGACGGAGCUGAUCAGAGAUCAGGAGAAGGCUGAACUGAGUCGAGCUGAACGACUCCUGGAGCAACUGGAGCAGGAGAUUGCUGAUCUUCAGAGGAGAGUCACUGAGCUGGAGCAGCUUUCACACACACACGAUCACAUCCAUUUCCUCCAGGUUUUAGCUUCUGGACGUCAGUCUCCUCCAUUUCUCAGACCAAAUUUUUGCAAAUCUGGGAUCACUGUCCAUCAACAUCUCUCAUUUGAUGGAGUGAGGAAUUCUCUCUCAGAUCUGAAAAAGAGACUCGAGGAAUUCUGUGAGGAGGAAUUCAACAAAAUCCCUCCACAUGCUGCAGCAGUUCAGAUCAUUUCAGAACCAGAACCACAGAGCAGAGAAGAGUUUCUGAAAUUUUGUUUUUUCUCUGUGAUUUUAGAUUUCUGUUAUCUGACUCUGGAUCCCAACACGGCAAAUUAUAACCUCAUUCUGUCUGAGAAGAACAGAGCGGUGAGAGACAGUGAGAGAAAGCAGCCUUAUGCUGAUCAUCCAGAGAGAUUUGAUUACUGGGAGCAGGUGUUGUGUAAGGAGAGUGUGUGUGGACGCUGUUACUGGGAGGUGGAGAGGAGUCGUGAUGGAUUUGUGUUCAUAUCAGUCUCAUAUAAAGACAUCAGCAGGAAAGGACCAGGUACAGAGUGUUGGUUUGGAUUCAACAAUCAGUCCUGGAGUCUGUGGUGUUCUUCUUCUUCGCUCUCUUUCUGGCACAACAACAUUAAGACUGAUCUCAGAGUUCCAUCACCCUCCAGAAUAGGAGUGUAUGUGGAUCACAGUGCAGGAACUCUGUCCUUCUACAGCGUCUCUGACACGAUGAAGCUCCUCCACAGAGUCCACACCACAUUCACUCAGACUCUAUACGCUGGGUUUGGGUUCGACUGGGUUUCUGGUUCUACUGUGAGAUUGUGUGAUCCAGAAUAAAAAAGUGUGGAGUGUUUUUAUGUAAAAUUCCUGCACAUUGCUACGUUGUUGUUCAGUCGUCUGUUUCACGAGAACACAAUCCAGCUGCACAAUCGGUUCAGGCUGCCGAUGUCGUGUUCAUCCCAUAUUCAGCCUGGAUGAUGAUUGGCCCACAGAUAGAACCUUAUAAAUCCAGGUUUCUUUGUGAGUUUGGGAUUUUUAUUCAAAUAUUACAAUCAAAGCUUUGCAGAAUAAAAGAUAAGAGCACAGGAGAAUAAAGUUUCCCCCAGUGAUGGAGUUUCUGUGCUGAACUCAUUUUCAGACAGAAGCUUUUAAUACUGAGGUCAGGAUGUCAGCAAGCCGCUGGAUUGAUACGCAACGGGGGUUUUUCUCCACUUUGGAUGGAUAUUUUUAGAUUAUUUAAUCUGUGGGAAAUAACUACAGUGUCUUAAAUAUGUGUUUGUGAAAAUCACUGUAAACCUACAACUGACUUUUUCCUCCAAAAAACAUCUCUUUUAAUGUUG
This is a messenger RNA of Neoarius graeffei (lesser salmon catfish), 2298 nucleotides long. RefSeq names its product E3 ubiquitin/ISG15 ligase TRIM25-like. Bases 83 to 1795 code for a protein of 570 amino acids. Gene Ontology annotation, molecular function: protein binding; zinc ion binding. NCBI's taxonomy places the organism in Eukaryota, Metazoa, Chordata, Actinopteri, Siluriformes, Ariidae. The transcript has 6 exons. The record is from RefSeq and is a predicted model, not a curated record.